CGGCAGACCGAUGUCUGGGGGAAUGAACCAAGACGAAAGGGACUGAACAGCCGCUGGUGUUCGGUGGCGAGGCCGUUCAUGGGGAGUGAUGAGCGGAGCUGCCCCUGGGGUAAUACGGUUCACCAUUCUCUGUAGCGGGUUUGAAGCAUGACGCUGAUUAAAGGCUCUUUUACGUAUUCCAGCGGAGAGGAGUAUCACGGAGAAUGGAAGGAAGGCCGGAGACAUGGCAUGGGCCACUUACUGUUUGCUGAUGGCACCGUCUACGCCGGUCAGUUUGAAAACGGGCUUUUCAGCGGCUAUGGAGUGUUAACCUUUUCAGACGGUUCAAGGUAUGAAGGGGAGUUUGUUCAGGGCAAGUUCCAAGGCGCUGGUGUCUUUACCCGCUUUGACAACAUGAAAUAUGAGGGAGAAUUUAAAGGGGGACGAGUGGAAGGUUAUGGACUGCUGACAUUUUCAGAUGGCUCCCAUGGGAUUCCAAGAAACGAAGGUCUGUUCGAGGAUAACAAGCUUGUAAAGCGUGAGAAAUGUCAAGUGGCUAUCCAGAGAGCUCAAAGUGCCUCCAAAGCAGCCUGUUGUCUGGUGGCUAACCAGGCCUGAUCUGCACCAGACAGCAUCUCUUGUGUUUCAACCUGAAGUGCACUCACUUUCCUCCUGCCCUUGACUUCUUUCGACAGCUUGCUGGUGGAAGCAGAGAAACAAACCACUGUUUCUAAAGCUCAUUCUUUUCUCUUAAUGACACAUUCAGGAAACAUUAACAUGGAAAUUUGGAAGUUUAUAUGUGAACCAAACUGCUGCUUCUUCCAAGUGCAAUGGACCACAGCUGGUGCCUCUAUAGGAAGAGCUGCCUGUAUCAGUGUCUUGGAAUGAAAAUAGUUUCUAUAUUAUAAUAAUAUAUAACAAUAUAUGUAUCCAUACCACUAAUAUAUGAUGUAUUCACUAAGUAGUCAAUUAUAAUAAUUUAUUAUAGCAUCGCCGUUUUCUUUGAGGAAGCUCUAGUCUUCAUGGGAAUCCCAUCUUGAACUACUUUUGAAGGCAAGUGACUGGUUGAUAUGUCUACAGAGCCCUGCUGGUGGUAGGUCCAGCAUGGGCUGUAUUUAGAAUUGUAGUAAUGGCUGCUGUAAAUAUAUAUUAUUUUAUUCUGUUUCUGCUGCAGACACUUAAGAUUCUCAAAGCUGGUAUCAGGAGCUUCUUUCUGUUGGCUUUGCACUUGUAUUCGGUAAACAGGAAUGACGUUGGGAUCUGGGAUUGUCGCAAUGUACGUUUGCUAUACUUGAAAAGCUGUGUUUCUUUCCCUUGCCGGUUGUCACGUCCCUGUGUGUGAUACCAUUUUGUUUAUUGUGCAUCUAUGUUAAA
Molecule: messenger RNA, 1353 nt
Organism: Spea bombifrons (plains spadefoot toad)
Lineage: Eukaryota; Metazoa; Chordata; Amphibia; Anura; Pelobatidae
Gene: MORN4
Product: MORN repeat containing 4
Exons: 5
Coding region: 148-597 (149 amino acids)
Source: RefSeq, a predicted model, not a curated record